AUGCCGUGGAGAAACCAAGGAUGGGGUCUUUCAAGAAGAGGAGCUCCUCCAAGAACCUGAGGUACUCCAUGACCAAGAGAAGGAGAAGUAGCAAAGUGAUGUCCGUGGAGAUCGAAGACGUGCACGACGCCGAGGAGAUGAAAGCCGUUGACGCCUUCCGCCAGGCGCUCAUCCUCGACGAGCUGCUCCCGGAGAAACACGAUGACUACCACAUGAUGCUCAGAUUUUUGAAGGCUAGAAAAUUCGAUCUCGACAAAACCAAACUGAUGUGGACCGAAAUGCUUCGAUGGAGGAAGGAGUUUGGUGCUGACACUGUCGUGGAGGAGUUUGAUUUCAAGGAAAUUGAUGAAGUGUUGAAGUACUACCCUCAAGGGCAUCACGGAGUUGACAAGGAAGGACGACCUGUGUACAUUGAGAGGCUUGGUCUAGUGGACUCCACCAAGUUGAUGCAAGUCACCACCAUGGAUAGGUAUGUCAACUACCAUGUCAUGGAGUUUGAGAGGACCUUCAACGUUAAGUUCCCUGCGUGCUCCAUCGCAGCAAACAAGCACGUUGAUCAAAGCACAACUAUUCUUGAUGUCCAAGGAGUGGGACUCAAGAACUUCAACAAGGCUGCUAGGGACUUGAUCACUCGUCUUCAAAAGGUGGACGGUGACAACUAUCCCGAGACAUUUAAAGUCCUUUUGGCUCAGACCUUGAACAGGAUGUUUAUCAUCAACGCUGGCUCAGGAUUCAGAAUGUUGUGGAACACGGUUAAGUCUUUCCUUGACCCAAAGACUACAGCAAAGAUCCAUGCAAGUAUUCAAACCUUUUCCUGUUUAGUUUUUUUCCUGAAUGAAGAUAGUGUUCUUGGCAACAAGUACCAAAGCAAGCUGCUUGAGAUAAUUGAUGAAAGUGAACUCCCUGAGUUUCUUGGAGGUUCCUGUACUUGUGCUGACAAUGGGGGUUGUAUGCGCUCUGACAAAGGCCCCUGGAACAAUCCUGAGGUCAUGAAGAGGGUUAACAAUGGUGAUCACAAAUGCUCAAAGAGAUCCCAAGCUGAAAAAUGCGCAGAGCAGACCAUCUCUGAGGGAAAUGAAUAUACAACAGAGCCGGCUCCUGAAGAGGAAAAGGCUUCGUCACAGCUCUCUCCCUGUGAAAUUGUCCCGAUUGCUCACCCAGCCUGGAACAUGCCUGAAGCUAAAUUUUCCCUCUCGAAAAAGGAAGUUUAUGCGAUUCAAGAGGCGUGCAACAACGCUACCACUGACGGAGGGAGGUCUCCCAUCUUCACGGGCGUCAUGGCUCUUGUGAUGGGUGUUGUAACCAUGAUCAGGGUGACUAAAAACGUGCCCAGGAAGCUAACCGAGUCAACCUUAUACUCAAGCCCCGUGUACUGCGACGAUGCCUCGAUGAACAAGAGCGCGAUGCAGUCAGAGAAAAUGACCGUGCCGGCGAUCUCAGGCGAAGAUUUCAUGGCCAUCAUGAAACGAAUGGCCGAGCUGGAGCAGAAAGUGACCGUCUUGAGCGCUCAGCCGACGACUAUGCCUCCGGAAAAGGAAGAGAUGCUUAACGCUGCCAUAAGCCGGUCCAAUGUGUUGGAGCAAGAGCUUGCCGCAACCAAGAAGGCCUUGGAGGAUUCUCUUGGUCGUCAGGAGGAGCUCGUUGCAUACAUCGAGAAAAAGAAGAAGAAGAAGAAGCUCUUCAACUACUGG
Molecule: messenger RNA, 1691 nt
Organism: Thlaspi arvense
Lineage: Eukaryota; Viridiplantae; Streptophyta; Magnoliopsida; Brassicales; Brassicaceae
Source: the annotation of a GenBank genome assembly